Molecule: messenger RNA, 4154 nt
Organism: Cololabis saira (Pacific saury)
Lineage: Eukaryota; Metazoa; Chordata; Actinopteri; Beloniformes; Belonidae
Gene: dlgap2a
Product: discs, large (Drosophila) homolog-associated protein 2a
Exons: 13
Coding region: 180-3266 (1028 amino acids)
Biological process (GO): signaling
Cellular component (GO): glutamatergic synapse; postsynaptic specialization
Molecular function (GO): molecular adaptor activity
Source: RefSeq, a predicted model, not a curated record
UGUGUGAUCUCCUGUUAUCUCUGGAUGACAGAGAGCAUUGCACUCUUAGAUGCCUCCUGCUUUUAGACUCUGUGAGAGAAUCACAGUGCACACUGUGUGGUGAACCAGAAGACCAGCAGUAUUCAUGGUCGCCCUCGCAGUACUUCGAUGAGGACAGCUACUCUCCUCCACCCAGGAACAUGAAGGGUCUCUCUGGUGGCCGCCCUCCCCAGCUCCAGCUCACAUCCCCCACCUCCGCUCACACCUGUGGUCUGGCUGAAUGUGAUCACGCCUUAGACCACCAUCUCCACCAUGGUGAAUCACGGUCUCCCUCAUACCUCCUCAGCCCCACCGAGAGCUACCCCCUUGAUGGUCACCACCGUUGCUCCCCAAGGAGCUCCAUCCACUCUGAGUGCAUGAUGAUGCCGGUGUCCUUAUCAACCACCGACCACUCCAUCUCCAGUAGCACUUUCCCUCGCAUGCACUACGGAAGCGCUUCACGGGACAGCGGUGGAAACACUUCUGGCGGCAGGGAUUCCCGAGACGAUGGUGGCUCAUCCUCACACGGUGGCAGUGGGAAAAUGAACCGAAUCCCAGCAAACCUCUUGGACCAGUUUGAGAAACAGAUGCCGCUGCAUCGGGAUGGUUUCCACACGUUGCAGUACCAACGCACGGCCACCACCACUACGACUACAGAGCAGCGUAAUGAAAGCCCCGGGCGAAUCCGCCACCUCGUUCACUCUGUACAGAAACUCUUUACAAAGUCACAUUCCUUGGAAGGUUCUUCCAAGAUGAAUGGCACCAAAGGCGACUCGCACAGGGACGGUUCGCACCACCACCAUCACCACCACCAGGGUCACCACAAACACAGCAAACGCAGCAAGAGCAAAGAUCGUAAAUCUGAAAGCUCUGGGAAACAGCGCUCCGGAGGAUGGUGGAGUUCAGAUGACAAUCUUGACAGUGACAGCACGUACAGAACACCGAGCAUCAUGUCCCGCCAUCACGUGGACCACAUCAGCCACUGUUACCCCGACUCAAUGCACGGCCACCUAGCGGGAGACCUGUCGCUUAAAACGUCCAAGAGCAACAACGACGUCAAAUGCUCCGCCUGUGAGAGCCUAAGCAUGGCACCUGAGGGCAAGUUCAUGAAAAGGAGCUCCUGGUCCACGCUGACGGUCAGCCAAGCCAAGGAGGCCUACAGGAAGUCCUCUCUCAACCUGGAGAAGCCCAUGACACCCACCGACCUCAAGUCUAACCUCAGGCCGUGUAACUAUCUACAGGUGCCCCAGGAUGAAUGGGGAGGUUAUCCUAGUGGUGAGAAAGAUGAUGAGAUCCCUUGUCGUCGGAUGCGGAGCAGCAGCUAUGUCAAAGCCAUGGGGGAUGAGGAGAGCGGAGAGUCAGACUCCAGCCCUAAGACAUCGCCUCAGAAGUCGGUGCGGCCAGACGCCCUGGUCAAGGCGAUCAUUAGACCCAGAGAAUUGCUGGACACCCAGAGUCAGAGUUACCACAUGCAAGGCAGGGAAAUACACCCCAGCCUUGCCUUGGAUCCCUCCACCAACUACAACUCUCCCAAGUUUCGCUCCAGGAACCAGAGCUACAUGCGAGCCGUCAGCACACUCAGUCAGGCUAGCUGUGUUAGCCAGGUGAGUGAAACAGAAAUAAAUGGCCAGUUUGAGUCUGUGUGCGAGUCGGUGUUCAGUGAGGUGGAAUCCCAGGCCAUGGAGGCUCUGGAUCUACCCGGCUGCUUCAGAACCCGGAGCCACAGCUACCUGCGAGCCAUCCAGGCCGGCUACUCCCAAGAUGACGACUGCAUCCCACCUAUGGCGUCCAGCGUCACCUCCACCGUCAGGUCAACCACAGGGAUCCAGUUCUGCUUCCCCUCCACCUGCAGCAUCGAUUGGAGUCCUCAGCCAACCCCAGCCAUCACUUACACCCCGAGCUACAAGAAGACCCCUCCUCCGGUCCCGCCCCGUACCACCUCCAAGCCCCUCAUCUCCAUCACGGCCCAGAGCAGUACUGAGUCCACUCAGGACGCCUACCACGACGAGAGACACUCUCGUGGCGGGAUGUGGGCCCCUGACGGCCUCAGCCUGGGGCUGGGCCCAGGUAGGACCCACUAUAACUCCACCGAGAGCCUGGACAGCGCCAAGGCCGUGAGUAUAGCCAUGGAGGCGGCCGGAGUCAUGGCCGGGAAGAGACACCCAUCCACCGACUCUCACACCUCGGUGCUCACGUGCGACAAGGCCGUUCUGGUGUCCAAGGCUGAGGAAUACUUGAAAACACCUCGAUCUUCGAUAGGGAUACAGGUGGAAGCAGCCACAGACUCUGAGUCUGAAAGCAGAGGCUCACGCGAGUACCACUCAGUUGGGACCCAGGUAGAGGAUGACAAGAAAGGAAAGGGAAGGUUCAAACGCUCCAACAGUGUGACCGCAGCUGUGCAGGCUGACUUGGAGCUGGAGGGCUUUCCGACGAUGGAGGACAAGGGCCUGCAGUUUGGGGGGGGCUUCCAGCGUCACUCGGAGCCCAGCACACCCACCCAAUACGGAGCGGUGCGUACCGUUCGCACGCAGGGCCUCUUCAGCUACCGCGAGGAUUACCGCACCCCCGCUGAGCCCCCCAGUCCUCGAGAGACGAUCAGCGAGAGCACGUGGCAGCUAGAACCCCCCUCCUCUCGGGAGAGUGCCACCUCACCAGGUGAGACGGGGAGGGUGUCCCCUUCCCUCCGGAGGGAUGGGAGCUGGUUCAUGCAGCUGCUCCACACCGAGACCAAGAGGAUGGAGGGCUGGUGUAAAGAGAUGGAGGCAGAAGCUGAGGAGAACGAUCUGUCAGAGGACAUUCUAGGUAAAAUCCGAAGUGCGGUGGGGAGUGCUCAGCUGCUCAUGUCUCAGAAAUUCCAGCAAUUCUACUGGCUGUGUCAGCAAAACCUGGACCCCAGUGCCAUGCCGCGACCCACCUCUCAGGACCUGGCCGGCUUCUGGGACCUGCUGCAGCUCUCCAUCGAUGACGUCAACCUGAAGUUUGACCAACUGCAGCAGAUCAAGAACAACAACUGGAGGCCCAUUGAUAGUCCAGAGAAGAAGCCACUAGCUCCUGUACCAAAGAAGCCAGUUCGACAGAGGAGUGCAGUGAUGAGGGAGAAAUCCCUGGACCUUCCAGACAGACAUCGGCAGGAGGCCCGCCGACGGCUCAUGGCCGCCAAGCGGGCAGCCUCAUUUCGGCAGAACUCUGCCUCAGAGCGAGCGGACAGCAUCGAGAUAUAUAUCCCAGAGGCUCAGACUAGACUUUGAGAAAAUGUAGGGUCAGGGGCCGACACGUCUCCCUGCUCCCGCGUUCUAACAACUUUACAACUAGCCUUUUUUCUAGAUUGCUACUCUCCUCCUUUAUCCAUUUGUUGUCUGAUAGCCAUCCUCAGUGCCCAUCGCCAACACCACUGGACUGUAGGAUGUGCCAAGGCUCUUCUCACAUCGCCCAAAACAUAUGUCUGGCAUGGGUUGGUUGGAUUUUUGUCUUGGUGUGCUGGUGAUCAUGAUACCAGGCUUACGAGCUCUCUCAUGUCAUGGAUGGGUACAUCUGUAGUUUUUCAGCAUUUGCAAAGUGCCAUUUAAAAAGUGCAGCUUUGAGAACCUACCAGCAACCAGGCCUUCGUGCUAAAAAUUAGUAAAUAUGUUUAUUUCAAGAUGUUCAAAACUGAUCAAACCCUUGAGUAUUUUUCAAUCUUUUAAGAUCCGUUUCUUUCCUGCCCUCUUUCAGAGGGUUAACCACGAGCUAAAUAUCACUAAUUUGUUGUAAGUUCUAAACUCUGCAAAGUGCCAAUGCUUGAAAUACCUCAACUACAUGCACGUGACACCAGUCACCCAUUCAAGGUUAUUCAGGCAGCCACUAAUAAGCUCUGGACUGGUCAGUGUUGAAAAAUGCAGCUUUCUACCCAAUCUGGUUGUAGUCAACCAUUCUUCAUGGACGGGAUUGGCGGAGGAACGACAUCUGUCGGCACAUCAACAUGCACCUUCCACACAACUUUCCUAUAUAUCUCAUGUUGGCAACUUUCAAAUGUUUACUUGAAGCUAAAACAUGCAAGUCUUGUGCCAACAUUUCCAUUAUGUCAAUGCAGUAGAGAAAAAAAAAUGAUGAAGGUUUAUGUAACCCCGUAGAUCAAAAUGUAUAGACAAAUGCACUUA